Messenger RNA from Hyaloscypha bicolor E, 1918 nucleotides. Its product is annotated as lysophospholipase. Gene Ontology annotation, cellular component: intracellular membrane-bounded organelle; cytosol. Bases 59 to 1861 code for a protein of 600 amino acids. The transcript is spliced from 3 exons. The record is from RefSeq and is a predicted model, not a curated record. Gene Ontology annotation, biological process: glycerophospholipid catabolic process. NCBI's taxonomy places the organism in Eukaryota, Fungi, Ascomycota, Leotiomycetes, Helotiales, Hyaloscyphaceae. Gene Ontology annotation, molecular function: A2-type glycerophospholipase activity.
CGUUUUGUUACCACAUCAACAAGUCCGUACCGGCAAAGUCGAGCUUAUCCCCCCCGAAAUGCCUUGGAAACGAGCUACAACCGGUUAUGCCCCAUCAACCGUACAAUGUCCCCCAGUCCUGCCCACAAUAAGAGCUGCAACCACACUUUCUGUCAACGAGACAUCUUGGUUAAAAGUGAGGCAACCAAACACGGUCUGGGCACUGCGAGACUUCCUAAGCCGUGCCAACAUAACUGAAUUGGAUACUAACGCCUAUAUCGGCAACGGUACCGAUGAAAAUGUGAUGCCAAAUAUUGGCAUCGCCAUAUCAGGGGGAGGGUAUAGAGCCAUGUUGAAUGGCGCUGGUGCUAUCGCAGCAUUCGACAAUCGAACGACGAAUUCCACCGGUCAAGGCAAGUUAGGGGGAAUUCUUCAAGCCUCCACAUAUAUAAGCGGUUUGUCUGGCGGAAGCUGGCUAGUUGGAAGCAUCUACGCACAGAACUUUCCUUCUGUGCAAGAGAUAAUGAUGGGAGCUCCCAAUGAUUUCGGUACAUUGUGGCAAUUUAACGACUCUGUUCUAAAAGGCCCUGCCGAGUUGUCCGUCACUCAGUACUAUAACAAUAUCUUUGACGACGUGAAUGGAAAAGAAGCGGCAGGAUUCAAUACGACGAUCACAGAUUAUUGGGGGCGUGGUUUAUCCUAUCAAUUUAUCAAUGCAAGUGAUGGUGGUCCAAGUGAAACCUUCUCCUCUAUCGCCAAUGACCCAGGAUUCCUAGCUGCGAACACUCCAAUGCCAAUCAUCAUCGCUGACGAAAGAGCUCCAGGCCAACUAAUGAUCCCGAGCAAUGCUACGAUAUUUGAGUUCAAUCCAUGGGAAAUGGGAAGUUACGAUCCUACGACUCAAGCAUUUGCACCUCUCAAAUUCAUUGGCUCAAAUUUCAGUGGAGGUACACUCUUAGACCGCAAAACAUGCAUCACAGGCUUCGAUAAUACUGGUUUUGUCAUUGGAACGUCAUCGUCACUUUUUAACACGUUUUACCUCCAAAUCAACAAUACGGAUGCCCCUCAACGAGUAAAAGACUCAAUUAGCCAGAUUCUCUUGAAAGUUAGUCAAGAAAACAGUGACAUCUCCGACUGGCCAAAUCCGUUUUACGGUUUUCACAACGAGACGAACGGAAACGCUGCAAGCAAAACUUUAUCUCUCGUGGAUGGCGGAGAAGAUCUUCAGAACAUACCAUUUCACCCUCUCAUUCAACCUUUACGCCACGUCGAUGUUAUAUUCGCAAUUGAUGGUUCAGCUGAUACAUCCGCCCCUGGCGCGAAUUGGCCAAACGGCACGGCCGUUGUUGCAACGUACCGUCGAUCCUUAUUUGAUUCGAGCGAUAUUGGAUUUCCUUCAGUUCCAGAUCAAAACACGUUUAUCAACUUGGGUUUGAACACCCGUCCAACGUUCUUUGGAUGCAAUGCUUCGAAUUUAACGGAACCUAGUCCUUUGAUAGUCUACCUUCCAAACGCACCAUACAGCUACAGCUCGAAUGUGUCGACGUUUGAUCUCAGCUACAACGAUUCGGAACGCAAUUCAAUCAUCCAAAACGGUUACAACGUUGCCACAAUGGGUAACAGCACGCUUGAUCUUCAGUGGCCUACUUGUGUAGGCUGCGCGAUCCUGUCGAGAAGUUUCAAUCGAACUAGGACGGCCAUUCCCGGAGUCUGUACUCAAUGCUUCAACAGGUACUGUUGGAAUGGUACCGUAAACUCGACUGCCCCGGCUCCAUACCAACCAACAAACCUUAUUAAGUCGAGUGGGGGUGCGAGUCUCCUGAACCCGGUCUCAUUUGCAAUAGCCAUGGUAUUAGCGGCGUGGGUAAUUUUGUUCACGUAAUUAACUUCUCAAAAAUUACCGUUUCCGAUUCUACGUCCUUUCGCACUUGUGUCUCCU